Molecule: messenger RNA, 1368 nt
Organism: Peromyscus californicus insignis
Lineage: Eukaryota; Metazoa; Chordata; Mammalia; Rodentia; Cricetidae
Gene: Pstk
Product: phosphoseryl-tRNA kinase
Exons: 7
Coding region: 93-1346 (417 amino acids)
Molecular function (GO): tRNA binding; kinase activity
Source: RefSeq, a predicted model, not a curated record
GGUGCGCUGCGCAUGCGCAGCGGGCGCAAAGGUUUCUGCAGGCCUCAGUGGAGGCAUGAAGACGGCCGCGGGGUCUGGGGAGGUCCACGUUGAUGGGCGGCCGAAGCUGGGACUGUGUGUCCUCUGCGGCUUGCCGGCGGCGGGAAAGUCGACCUUCGCGCGUGCUCUGGCCCUCCGGCUGCGGCAGGAGCGGGGCUGGGCCGUGGGCGUCCUCUCCUACGACGAUCUGCUGCCCCCCGCGCUCCCGGACCGCGCUGGCACACAGCUUCGGGUCAGCACCGAGUAGGUGGGGCGGGCAGCCAUCCCAAUGGAAAAUGUUUCGACAAGAACUGUUAAAGCACCUGGAAUGCUUUCUUGUGGCGGUCAUUAGUGGGGGUCAGAUGUCUGCCCCACCCAACAGGAGUGAAGCCGUGUGGGAAGAUUUUAUAACUUGCUUAAAGAACCAGUAUUUGAUCAUUUCUGCAGCUCAUGAGGCCCAGCCUUGCCACCUCUUGGCAAAAACUGCUGUUUCUAGACCUUUGUUUUUGGUAUUAGAUGACAACUUUUAUUACCAAAGUAUGAGAUAUGAAGUCUACCAACUGGCUCGGAAAUGCCAGAAGAGGGCACCAGAUCUAAUUGCAGGUGGUUGUGAGCCACCAUGUGGUUUCUGGGAAUUGAACUCAGGACCUCUGGAAGAGCAGCCAGUGCUCUUAACCACUGAGCCAUCUCCCCAGCCCAGCAUUAUUUUCUUAUACAUGGAAACAUCGAUUCGCAUAUGUCAAAUCACAGCUGCCUUUAAUUCACUAGGCUUUUGCCAGCUCUUUUUAGAUUGUCCCCUGGAAACGUGUUUGCUGAGGAAUGGCCAGAGACCCCAGCCACUGCCUAAUGAGACCAUCCACCUCAUGGAGAAAAAGAUAGAAAAGCCUGACCCUGAGAAAAAUGCCUGGGAACACAACAGCCUCACAAUUCAGAGUUCAGCAUGUUCUUUGGAGGCCAGCCUGGAGGUGACUGAUUUGUUACUUACUGCUUUGGAAAACCCCAUAAAAUGUGCUGAGGACAAUACGGAACAAAAGGAAACAGACAGACUUAUUUGUUCUACUAACAUCCUCCAUAAAGCUGAUGAGACAUUCCGAAGAACCAUCUCUCAGACAAUGAAGGAAGCCAAAGAUGAGCAAAUACCUCUUAAUAACUUGAAGCGUCUAGCAGAAGAACUUAACAAGCUCAAAGCAGAUUUUUUGGAAGACCUAAGACGAGGAAACAGAAAAUAUCUGUGCUUUCAGCACACCACCGACUUAUCAGAUGUUAUUUCUUCUUUUUGUGAUGAGAGAGAUACUGUUGUGCAGAAGUAUUUUUCAAAGCAACAUUAAACUUUCUGAAUUUCUAAUCAAA